Coniosporium apollinis CBS 100218 is the source of this 969-nucleotide messenger RNA. RefSeq lists its product as uncharacterized. The transcript has a single exon. NCBI's taxonomy places the organism in Eukaryota, Fungi, Ascomycota, Dothideomycetes. Bases 1 to 969 code for a protein of 322 amino acids. The record is from RefSeq and is a predicted model, not a curated record.
AUGCGCGCACCCAUCACACUCCUCUUCGCAGCAUUGCUCGGCUCUGCCGCUGCUACCCAGUCAUACACUCCGCUCUGGCCGACAGUAGGUGCUCCACAUCCGACCGGUGGCUCGUCAACUGGAAGCACUUCUCUAGCGCCGAAGCCAACACAAUCUACAUCCCACCCACAACCGAAGCCUACAGGAACCGGGGACGAUAAGCCUCCAGCAGGGAGCACGGAGACUCUGACUACCUACACCACCGUAACUACAUGCCCGAUCACGUACACGCAGACACGUAGCUCAUCGAUCCACAUCACGACGAGCUUGACGACGAAGACACUCACCAUCACAUCCUGCAAAGCCAACUGCCAUGGCCGACCCACCGACUCGCCGAAGCCACCCUUUCCCUCAAACUCAACUCAAUCUUCCAAGCAGACCUGGGCCACAGGCACCGAGGCGCAGACCAUCACUUCCGUCUACCCCACCACGAUCACAAAGGCAUACACAACCUUCGUCCCCUGCUCCACAGAAGUAGGCACAUCCACGUCCGGCGGUAAAACAAUCACGUACUACUCCUCUUGGGUAACCCCAUCAAGAUCCACAACCAUCUACACCAGUCUCUGCACGACUACCUACACCCUCUCGCCUCAUCCGCCAGCCGCCACGAUCGGUGCCAGCAAUCCCAUCCUGACCGUUCCCGCUCCAACCAUCUGCCCACCACCAACGACAGUCUACACAACCAUCUACGUCACGCCGUCCGCGCCGCCCAGGGACUGCCAAAGCUGCUACGAGAUCAUCACUGCGACGAUCAGCGGCACGAAAACAACUACGCUGACUAUAACGCGCCAUCCCGAGACCGAGAAGCCGGAGGAGCACAAGCCGACCGGCACAGAUGGUUCGAGCAAGCCUAGGACAAGUGGGACGGGGAAGGGGACGUGGAGUUGGACCACGCUUAAGCCGACAGGUGUGGGGUAUUAUCACUGGUAG